AUGCCGCCGCGCCCCAAACACCCGCCAGAAGACGAGAUCGAAGAGUCUUUUCUAAAGGGCAGCGGGCCAGGCGGACAAAAGAUUAAUAAAACCAACUCGGCCGUCCAGCUGAAACACAUACCCACCGGAAUAGUAAUCAAGUCGCAGGCGACACGCUCACGGUCUCAGAACCGCAAAAUCGCACGGGACCUCUUGGCAGCUAAGCUCGACGAGCUCUACAACGGCGCGCAGAGCCGCAGUGCCAUCGUGAGCGAGGUCAAAAAGAAGCGUGCGGCGAGCGCGGCGAAAAAGAGCCGCCGCAAGUAUAGGAAGCUAGCCGAGGAGAAGGCGGCAGCGGGGCCAGAGACAGAUGGGGAACCAGCAGACACAGACGAAGAGAUGGAAGCUGAAGUUUUGAUAGCACGAGACGACCCAAGACAUGUACCAGCGCAAGCACAAGUUGCAAAUACCAAGAACCAAACCUGA
Messenger RNA from Canariomyces notabilis, 465 nucleotides. RefSeq lists its product as uncharacterized. The record is from RefSeq and is a predicted model, not a curated record. The transcript has 2 exons. Gene Ontology annotation, cellular component: mitochondrion. Bases 1 to 465 code for a protein of 154 amino acids. Gene Ontology annotation, biological process: translational termination. Lineage: Eukaryota; Fungi; Ascomycota; Sordariomycetes; Sordariales; Chaetomiaceae. Gene Ontology annotation, molecular function: translation release factor activity.